Molecule: messenger RNA, 1168 nt
Organism: Gastrolobium bilobum
Lineage: Eukaryota; Viridiplantae; Streptophyta; Magnoliopsida; Fabales; Fabaceae
Exons: 4
Coding region: 141-1145 (334 amino acids)
Biological process (GO): CAAX-box protein processing
Cellular component (GO): membrane
Molecular function (GO): metalloendopeptidase activity
Source: RefSeq, a predicted model, not a curated record
GAUAACAUAAGAUGGUGUGGUCAUUGUGAUUGGGGCUGUGUGUGUGUGUGUGUUUUGCGUAAUGAAUGGAACUCUGUUCAUCAAUCUCCGGAUUCCACCUAAUCUAAUCCCGUGUUUGUGUUGGUGUUGGUGUUGCAGCUAUGUUCUCCAACAUUUCUUCCCUUGCCUUUCCUUCUCUCUCUCUUCGCCACAACUCUAGGGUUUCCCUUUUCAAUCCAAUCUCUUCUCGCAUUUCAUUUCAAUCAUUCACCUUUCGUCCAAACAAAUGGAGUUUUUUGUGUUCUGGGCAUGAAAGUAUUUCAUCAGAAACUAAUGGUUCUGAGUUCAACGAAGAUAAAUUGUCAGAAGAUUUGGUGAAUCUCAAAGGUGACCAGUCCAAAGACUUGAAAAAAGAUUGGCUUGCAUCACUCUAUACGGUCAUAACUGCCGUUCAUGGUGUGGAACCCUGGACAGUUCCUUGGACAGCCAAGACCAUUGCUCAGGUUAUGCUUCUCUGGAUUGCUUCAUUUUGGUUAAUAGGAUCUUGGAUAGUUCCAUUUUUAGCUUACACAGCAGGGUUUAGAAAGGAGUCUCUUACAUACAGAGGACAAGCUUUAUACAGCCUCUUGACUGAUGUUGCUGAAGGUGUCGUUGGGAUAGCAAUACUUCAUCGUUGUCUUGCAAAGUUUCAACCACUUUCGUCUGACUGGUUCAAAUUUGAACUCAAAGGGAAGUGGCAGUUUGAUGUCAGUUUAGGCUGCCUCAUGUUCCCCCUUAUCAAUCAGCUGUCACAAGUGAACCUAUUGCCCAUUCUUCAAUAUACACCAGUUACCAUCUCAAGUGUAGAGCAAUCAAUUGUAGCACGAGACCCUGUGGCAAUGGCCCUCUAUGCAGUGGUUGUCUCAGUUUGUGCCCCAAUAUGGGAGGAGAUUGUCUUCCGUGGUUUCCUUCUCCCAUCUUUAACCAAGUACAUGCCUGUCUGGAGUGCUAUAUUAGUUAGCUCUGUAGCUUUUGCCUUGGCACAUUUUAACAUUCAGAGGAUGCUGCCACUUGUAUUUCUUGGCAUGGUAAUGGGUGCUGUCUUUGUACGGUCUAGGAACCUCUUGCCAUCAAUGUUGUUACAUAGUUUGUGGAAUGCUUUUGUAUUUCUGGAUCUCAUGAAAUAAUUUUGUUUUUGACUCUUUUCUUA